Molecule: messenger RNA, 2056 nt
Organism: Diospyros lotus (date-plum)
Lineage: Eukaryota; Viridiplantae; Streptophyta; Magnoliopsida; Ericales; Ebenaceae
Product: pectinesterase-like
Exons: 2
Coding region: 116-1801 (561 amino acids)
Biological process (GO): cell wall modification
Molecular function (GO): pectinesterase inhibitor activity; pectinesterase activity
Source: RefSeq, a predicted model, not a curated record
UUUAGUUCACUCACUCCCCCAACCCAAUGCCACUGAAACUAACACUCGAGAGAAUUUGAACUCUCUUCUCCCUCGAUCAGCUCUCUGCUGUCUGAAUCUGUCUUCCGACGCCAACAUGUACCAACAACUGAGAAGGAGAAAGCAUUUGGUUGCUACAUUAUCCAUUUCAUUACUUGUCUUACUCACACUCUCCUCCCUCAAGAAGAUCCCAAGAAGCAAAGAAACUACUCAUCUCCACAUUCAUCUCCGCAAAAACAUUCAAAUCGCUCACUCCGCAUGCGACGGCACGCUCUACCGAGACCUCUGCGUCUCCACUCUCUCUACCUUCCCAGAUCUCCACAGCAAAUCCAUGCCCGAAAUCAUCACCGCCUCCGUUAACCACACCGUCGCCGAGGUCCGAGCCUCCGAGAUCAACUGCGCAUUGCUCCGCCGGAAUCUCACCAACCUCCCCCCGCUCGACCGCCGAGCCCUCGACGACUGUGUCGAGCUCCUCGACACCAGCAUUGCCGAGCUCAAAACCGCCAUCUCAGAUCUCUCCCUUGGGAAAUCCGCCAUCAAGCACUACCACGACUUGCAGACCUUGCUCAGCGCCGCAAUGACGAACCAUUACACUUGUCUCGACGGCUUCGCUUACAGCAAGACGAACGUCCGUCCGCACAUCGAACACAGACUGCAGAACAUCUCUCACCACGUGAGUAACGCGCUCGCUAUGCUGAGGAAGCUUCCGGGAGUGAGCACCUCGCCGGCGAAGUCCGAGGUGUUCCCGGAGUACGGCGCCGUGGAGGACGGGUUUCCGACGUGGCUCCGGAAGAGAGAUCGGAAGCUUCUGCAGACGUCGGCGAACGAGACGAAGUACGAUUUGGUGGUGGCGAAGGACGGCAGCGGGAACUACACGACCAUCGGAGAGGCUCUGGCGGCUGCGCCGAACUCCAGCAAGACGAGAUUCGUGAUAUAUAUCAAGGCUGGAGCGUAUUACGAGUACUUGGAGGUGGACAGCAAGAAGACGAAUCUGAUGUUCGUCGGAGACGGGAUAGGGAAAACGCUGGUGAAGGGAAACCGGAGCGUCGUCGAUGGGUGGACCACUUUCCGCUCUUCAACUGUCGCCGUGGUGGCGCAAGGAUUCAUAGCAAAAGGCAUCACCUUUGAGAACUACGCCGGCCCAAGCAAGCACCAGGCGGUGGCGCUGCGGAGCGGCGCCGACCUCUCGGCCUUCUACAAAUGCAGCUUCGUGGCCUAUCAAGACACCCUCUAUGUCCACUCCCUCCGCCAAUUCUACCGCGAGUGCGACGUCUACGGGACGAUCGACUUCAUCUUCGGCAACGCGGCCGUCGUAUUCCAGAACUGCAACCUCUACGCUCGCAAGCCCGACGAGAACCAGAAGAACGUUUUCACCGCUCAAGGAAGGGAAGACCCGUUUCAGAACACCGGGAUCUCGAUCCUGAACAGCAAAGUUGAGGCCGCCGCCGACUUGAUUCCGGAGUUAUCCCAGUUCAAAACGUACCUCGGAAGGCCGUGGAAGGAGUACUCGAGGACGGUGUACCUUCUCUGCUACUUGGGUUCUCUGAUUGAUCCGGCAGGGUGGUUGGAAUGGGACGGCGAUUUCGCUCUGAAAACGUUGUACUAUGGAGAGUACAAGAACCGGGGACCGGGAUCGAACACAAGCGCGAGAGUGACAUGGGCCGGUUAUCAUGUGAUCACGAAUGUGACGGAGGCGAGUGAGUUCACCGUCGGGAACUUUAUUCAGGGGGCGGAGUGGCUGCCGUCUUAUGGGAUUCCUUAUUAUCUGAAUUUGACGGCCUAGAGUUCAACGCUAUUAAAAAUGCCAUUGAUAUUAUUAUUCAUGUUAAUUAUUAAUGCAAGGGAGGGAGGGAGGGAGCCUCUGUUACUGUUAGGAGAAUGCUCCUCCAUUCAUAUAUAGUUUGCCGCCAGAGCUGCUGCCCUUAGGCAGGCCCCUUCCCAGUAUGGGUUUUAAUUGUUUUAGUAUGGCCACUUUUCCGAUUUGUAGUCCACAAACAAUGGCUCUUCAGAUUAUGAAUAAAACUACUUAUUGGGGCAA